GAUUUAAUAGAUAUACAAGAAAGUAUGAUGAAGUCAUUGAUGAUGAUGAGCCAUCACCUAUUUUUCCAAAGAUAGGUCAUCCAGUGGGCGGAAAGAGGAAAAGGAAAGGCAAAGCAUUUGCAUUGGAUGAUGUAGAUUGGGUUAAUGCACAUAGAUAUGCUUUAUUCAAUUGCGGUAAUAGGGAAGUUGGGGAGUAUAUUAGGUAUACUUUAUUUAUUAAAUCUUUAUAUAUUAUUUUUUGUAUUCUUUAAAUUCCACUAUAUAACAUAUUAUGUUUGUUUCUUAUUAAUACAGAGAGCACAAACUCUUGAUUGAGAAUCAACCGAGAAAACGAGGUAGAAGAAGAAAAUGGGUAGAAGCUCAAAGGCAUAGUAAGGAUUUUCUUGUAUGGUUUAAAGACACCGUGGCUGAAUCUCAAUCAAUACCCAAAUACAUGAAGUUUUUUUCGAUGGGUCCCAACAAUAUCGCCAAGAGAUAUAGAGGAUAUUAUAUUAAUGGCUAUACUUUCUACAUCAAAGCACGCGAUGAUACAUGCAAAACUCAAAAUAGUGGUGUUUCUUUAUUAAGUGAAGUGGAUAGUUAUGCAAGCUCUAGGGACCAUAAUCCUAUAACUGCUAAAGUGUCAUUCUAUGGAGUCAUACAAGAUAUCAUUGAACUAGACUACUGGGGCAAUUUUAGUGUUGUUUUGUUUAAGUGUGAUUGGUUUCAGCAUGACACGGAUGAAUAUGGGCUUACUCGUGUAAAUUUUAACAACAAAUGUCAUACAAAUGAUCCUUUUGUGAUGGCAUGCCAAGUGCAUCAAGUUUUUUAUGUGAAAGACCCUGUUGAAGAGGUUAAUAAGAAUUGGCAUUAUGUUUUGAAGAUUCCAAGCAAUGUGUUUGAAGAUCUUGGUGUCACUCAUAGCGAUCAAUAUUGGGCCGAGAAUCAUGACAACGAAAUGGAUUUGAUUGCAAGCAUUAAUGAUGAUGAUGCAGAUAAUAUUGGUUGGUGUAGAGAUGGUUUGCCGAGAUCCAUUGUUGACAUUCUGCCAAACAUGGAGGAGCUAGAAGAUGAAAAUGAAGGAGAAUCAGAAGGUGGAGAUCAAGAUUAAUCAGAAGGUGGAGAUAAAGAUGAAUCAGAUUGGGAUUGGACGGAGGAUACUCCUUAAUUUGUCUUCAAUACUUUGUACUUGUGUCAAGAUUGGAAUUGGAUGUGUUGCUUAUUUUAUUAGGGACAUUUGUGAUUUUAUUAGAUUUUGGACCUGAAUGUUUGUUUGGAGUUUAUGCGGUUAAAAUGAACCUGAUAUGGAUCUAUCUAGUUAAGUGCUUUUAUGAUAUAUUUUGUGUUCUGCAU
Messenger RNA from Asparagus officinalis (garden asparagus), 1332 nucleotides. RefSeq lists its product as uncharacterized. Bases 434 to 1090 code for a protein of 218 amino acids. The record is from RefSeq and is a predicted model, not a curated record. NCBI's taxonomy places the organism in Eukaryota, Viridiplantae, Streptophyta, Magnoliopsida, Asparagales, Asparagaceae. The transcript is spliced from 2 exons.